Messenger RNA from Nannizzia gypsea CBS 118893, 564 nucleotides. Its product is annotated as 60S ribosomal protein L18. Gene Ontology annotation, molecular function: structural constituent of ribosome; RNA binding. Gene Ontology annotation, cellular component: cytosolic large ribosomal subunit; ribosome. Lineage: Eukaryota; Fungi; Ascomycota; Eurotiomycetes; Onygenales; Arthrodermataceae. Gene Ontology annotation, biological process: translation. The transcript has 4 exons. Bases 1 to 564 code for a protein of 187 amino acids. The record is from RefSeq and is a predicted model, not a curated record.
AUGGGUAUCGAUUUGGACCGUCACCACGUCCGCAACACCCACCGCAAGGCUCCAAAGAGCGACAAUGUCUACCUUCAGCUCCUCGUGAAGCUUUACCGCUUCCUGGCCCGCCGUACGGACGCCAACUUCAACAAGGUCAUCCUCCGCCGUCUUUUCAUGUCCCGCAUCAACCGCCCACCAGUUUCUCUCUCGCGCAUUGUAUCCAGCAUUAAGGGAUCAGAGAAAGCCAACGCUGGAAAGACCAUUGUUGUCGUCGGCACUAUCACCGAUGACAACCGCCUGCUCGAGGUCCCAAAGAUGUCCAUUGCCGCUUUGCGCCUCACCUCUUCCGCCAGAGCCAGAAUUGAGAAGGCCGGUGGUGAGAUUUUGACCUUGGACCAGCUUGCUCUCCGAGCCCCAACUGGUGCCAACACCAUCUUGUUGCGCGGACCAAAGAACUCUCGCGAGGCCGUCAAGCACUUCGGAUUCGGCCCACACAGCGGAAAGAAACCACUUGUUGCCAGCAAGGGACGCAAAUUCGAGCGGGCUCGUGGACGAAGAAGAUCGCGUGGUUUCAAGGUUUAA